GACGUGUCACAUGACCAGACCUAUACAACAGCACUCACACAGAAGGGACGGAAGACAGCACAGGUGAGACACUGAAGGACAGGUGAGAGAUUGAAGGACAGGUGAGAGACUGAAGGACACGUGAGAGACUGAAGGACAGGUGAGAGACUGAAGGACACGUGAGAGACUGAAGGACAGGUGAGAGACUGAAGGACACGUGAGAGACUGAAGGACAGGUGAGAGACUGAAGGACACGUGAGAGACUGAAGGACAGGUGAGAGACUGAGGGACAGGUGAGAGACUGAAGGACAGGUGAGAGACUGAAGGACACGUGAGAGACUGAGGGACAGGUGAGAGACUGAAGGACACGUGAGAGACUGAAGGACAGGUGAGAGACUGAGGGACAGGUGAGAGACUGAAGGACAGGUGAGAGACUGAGGGACAGGUGAGAGACUGAGGGACAGGUAAGAGACUGAGGGACAGGUGAGAGACUGAGGGACAGGUGGGAGACUGAGGGACAGGUGCAUUUGGGGCAGGUGUGGCAGGUCCAGAGAAAACAUGAGGACAGGUGAGCUGCUCGGAGCCUCUCUGCUGCUGCUGGGACUCACCACUUCAGAUGGGUUCUUGAAAUAUGACACAGAGCUCUGCAGGUUUAACUCCUCAGACCUGAAGGACAUAGAGUAUGUUUACUCGGAGUACUAUAACCGUGUGGAGUUCUUACGCUUCUCCAGCCGUGUGGACUGGUACACCGGGUACACAGAGUUUGGGCUCCGUGAGGCCAACAUCGCCAACAAUGACACUGACCGACUGACCCGGAGACGCAUGAUGAAACAACACUACUGUCUGCAGCAUGUGCACAUGUGGUACAAGAACGCUCUGAACAGAACCAUGACUCCUGAGGCCGUGCUAACCUCUACAGCGCCCUCUGGAGGCUCACAGAGGCUCUUCACCUGUAGCACCUUUGGCUUCUUCCCCAGAAGUAUCUCCAUCUCCUGGACCAUCAACCAGCAGCCUCACACCUCAGAGGUGUCCUCCACAGACACACUCCCAGACGGAGACUGGCUCUACCAGGCCCAUAGCCAGCUCAGCUACUCCCCUAGGUUUGGGGACAGAGUUUCCUGUUGGGUCGAACACGCCGCUCUGAGAGACGCCCUGGAGGUGCCCUGGGAGCCGGUUUCACAUGGAGACAGAAAUAAAAUCGCCAUCGGGAUUUCAGGUUCAGUUCUGGGUUUGGUCCUGGCUCUGAGCGGAGUCCUGUACUACUGCAAGAGACGCAAAGAUCACGACUUGGUCCCGACUCAACUUUAAACCUCCAGAAUUAUAUUACAAAUGGUAAAAGGUCACAUUUGUAUUAAUUUGGAUUCAUUUGACCCUUUGCACUGUUUUUAAAAAUGGUUUGAAAACAGCAGGAAAAAGUUUAAAAUCAAAAUACUUAAAAUGUGUUUUCAAAUCACAUGUUUCUAUUGUGGGUGUUUGUAUUGAUUUGUAUGUAUUCAUGUAUUAUGUACAGAACCUCUCAAACAGAAAACAUUCUGUUCCACUUUGUGAUGUCAUGUGGUGAUACAGGAAGUGCUCCACUGUGUUUUUAAACUCCACACAUCUUCACUAGAAUCAUUUGGAUAAUUUUAGCCCUGGAAUUUCCAAUCUUUACUGAACUAAAGGUAAAAAGCAGCUGUUAAUUUGAAAACAUUAUGACCACAAGGUGGAACAGAGCAUUUUGAGCGUUGUAGAUGUAGACACACUAAUAAUGCAGUGUUACUCAAACAUGUGUGAAUGAAACAAAACACAACUCCAGGUCUGUUUUUGAGGAGGUAACAGGAUUAUAACAUGACUUAAAGCUCAUGAGAGUCAGUUUUGUGUAAUAUUGUAGAGAAGCUUGUGGCCUGGUGUGACUCACAUAAACUGCAGAUUAAUACAAGUAAAACAGUAGAAAUGGUGAUUGACCCCAGAGCAGCUGGUGACCAUUGCCCAGUGACCAUUCAUGGCCAUAACAUAGAGCAGGUGAGCUCCUUUAAGUAUCUGGGAGUCCAUAUUGACAGAGAUCUGAGUUGGAAUACACAGGUGACCACUGUUUGCAGCAGAAUACACCAGCGCCUCCAUUUCCUGCACAGGCUCAGAUUAUUUGGUGUCAGUUGUAACAUUAUGCUCAUUUUCUACAGAGCUACCAUUGAGUCAGUUCUAAGAUAUGGAAUCACCAGCUGGUUUGGAAACUUGGAAAAUUUUAAAUCUGGUGAGGACAGCAGGGAAAAUUAUGGGCUGUGCUGUCCCUCUGAGCCCUCAAGAACUUUACGAACAGGCCAUGAGGAGACAGACCAGGAGCAUUCUCUCUGACCCGACACAUGUGUUCUAACCUGAGUAUGAACUGUUGAGUUCAGGGAGGAGGUACAGGGCAUCACGGUGGAGAUAUAACAGAUAUAAACAUUCAUUUGUACCUGUUUCAGUGAAACUGUUAAAUGAUAAAUGAUGUAAAAAUGAGUGGCGGUGUGUGGAGAGAGAUGUACUGCACCCUGUGUAUGGUUCUGUUGUUUACUGUGGUGUGAGCAGCCCAUUGGUCCAAGAAAAAUUUCUCCUAAGGGAGACAAAUAAAAGAAAUCUUGAAUCUUGAAUUGGACAUUUAAAAUAAAAAUCAAACAAAAAAAUAUAUAUAUAAACACGACUUUAUUCUUUGGUAAUGUCUGAUUUCUCAUUUUAAAAUCAUUUAAUAUAAAACAUAAAAGGAAACAUUUAGCACUGAUCUUUGGUUAAAUCAGGACAAGUGCCUCUUUUGUGUCACAUUCCUUAAAUAUCUCAAUAAACGUUACUUUUGGCUCAGUUUAUGUC
Molecule: messenger RNA, 2799 nt
Organism: Periophthalmus magnuspinnatus
Lineage: Eukaryota; Metazoa; Chordata; Actinopteri; Gobiiformes; Gobiidae
Product: HLA class II histocompatibility antigen, DR beta 5 chain-like
Exons: 6
Coding region: 538-1287 (249 amino acids)
Biological process (GO): immune response; immunoglobulin production involved in immunoglobulin-mediated immune response; positive regulation of T cell activation
Cellular component (GO): MHC class II protein complex; membrane
Molecular function (GO): MHC class II protein complex binding
Source: RefSeq, a predicted model, not a curated record